AUGGCAGCGCAUGUUGAGAGCGCUAAUGUUAACGCACCAUGUGAAAAUGAAGAUCCUGGUGCAGCGCACUACGGAAAUUUUAUUAAUUAUUACACAUUCAACCCUCCAGGAAAUCGUUUGAGUUUGAUACCGACCACGCUCCUUCAGGAGGUUGGUUACGGAUAUGACAUCAAAGAAACUGUGCUUUUACUGGACGUGGGAUGUAACUCAGGGGACCUAAGUGUUGCUCUGUACAGACAUCUACUACAGGAGCAGCUACCAGCCGGUGAUUCUUCAAAACGGGACGUUCACCUGUUGGGGUUUGAUCUAGACAAAGACCUGAUCCUCCGGGCGCAGAGGAGCAACCCUCUGCCUCAAAACUUAACUUUUAUCCCCCUCGACAUUAUGCAGGAGAAUGCCUGUCACGCACUGGAGGUCUACCUUGAGAAGUUUGGAUGUUCAAGAUUUCAUUUAUGCACAUGUUUUGCUGUAACGAUGUGGGUGCAUUUGAACCACGGCGAUGCAGCGUUCCUCGAGUUUCUCUCGCGAAUCGCGAGAUUGAGUCAGUAUUUACUACUGGAGGCUCAGCCGUGGAAAUGCUACCGCUCUGCUGCCCGCCGUCUGCGGAAACUAGGGCGUAAUGACUUUGAUCAUUUCAAGACACUUAAGAUUCGCGGGGACAUGGCAGCGCAUGCCACGGAUCACUUAGAGAAGAACUGUGACAUGGAGCUCGUACAGAGUUUUGGUAAUACAACGUGGGAUAGAAAUCUUCUGCUUUUCAAGAGACGGUGA
Molecule: messenger RNA, 771 nt
Organism: Chanos chanos (milkfish)
Lineage: Eukaryota; Metazoa; Chordata; Actinopteri; Gonorynchiformes; Chanidae
Gene: bcdin3d
Product: BCDIN3 domain containing
Exons: 2
Coding region: 1-771 (256 amino acids)
Biological process (GO): negative regulation of pre-miRNA processing
Cellular component (GO): cytoplasm
Molecular function (GO): RNA methyltransferase activity; O-methyltransferase activity
Source: RefSeq, a predicted model, not a curated record